Messenger RNA from Chenopodium quinoa (quinoa), 1861 nucleotides. RefSeq names its product polynucleotide 5'-hydroxyl-kinase NOL9-like. The transcript is spliced from 10 exons. NCBI's taxonomy places the organism in Eukaryota, Viridiplantae, Streptophyta, Magnoliopsida, Caryophyllales, Amaranthaceae. Gene Ontology annotation, cellular component: nucleus. Bases 440 to 1591 code for a protein of 383 amino acids. Gene Ontology annotation, biological process: cleavage in ITS2 between 5.8S rRNA and LSU-rRNA of tricistronic rRNA transcript (SSU-rRNA, 5.8S rRNA, LSU-rRNA). The record is from RefSeq and is a predicted model, not a curated record. Gene Ontology annotation, molecular function: polynucleotide 5'-hydroxyl-kinase activity.
UAAAAAAUCAACUCAUACAAAGUUUAAAAUGCAUUCCCAAACCUGUAAAAAAAAUAAAUUUUCAGAUCUGACCGGACCCAACCUGAUUCCGAGCCAAAAAAUUCUGUCCAAAAUUAGGCCGGGCCAACAUACCGGACUAACUUUGAUCACCUCUACAGCAGUAGUACUCCGUAGUUAGAAUGUGUUUGCGGCAAAACAAACGACCUUUUUGUAUCUUCCCCCUUGUAUUGUGAAUAACAUGUCAAAAUCUGGACUCUCCAAACCAAAAUAUCCCACUGUUGUGCUACCUCUUCUCUUUCUUCACUCAUAAGACAUUAACAUUUGAUUUUAACUCCAAAUUCGUCCAACAUACUUUAACUCUAACUCAUCACUACUGACUACUGAAUAGCAGAGACAGAUACACUGCACAUUCUGAGAGAUACAGAGAAGCGGAGAAGGUAUGGCGGCUUUUUCUUCAAUGAAAGAGACCCCAUCACCAGGCAUAGAAAUUUCUGAGGAAUGGUCAGCUGCUGCAGACACCAUAGCGAAAAGUUUUACCAGAUCACUGCCUCCUACUGUCUUCAUCUGUGGCGCUAAGAACAGUGGCAAAACCACUUUCUCUCGUUACCUCCUCAACACUUUCCUCCCCAGAUACAAAAGUGUAGCAUAUCUAGAUACGGAUGUUGGACAGCCAGAGUUCACUCCUCCAGGAUGCCUAUCUCUUACUAUCAUUGAUGAAGAAACUCUAGACUUAACUAUCCCUUGUCUGAAGACACCUCAAAGAUGCUAUUUCUUUGGAGAUGUUUCUUCGAAAAGGGACCCAGAAACAUACUUGAAUUGUAUAUAUGCGUUGUAUGAUCACUAUAGAAAGGACCUAAGGAUUUCAUGUAAGAGUGGAAGCCCUGGUGCAGCUGAGCUACCCCUUAUCAUUAACACGCCUGGUUGGGUGAAAGGUCUUGGUUUUGAUAUACUGGUUGAUAUAUUGAAACACAUUGCUGCUACACAUGUGGUUAAGAUAAAUAUAUCUUCUGGAGAGAAGAAUCUACCUAGCGGCGCAUUUUGGCUUGAUGACCUUGAUGAAUGUUCCGUAAACUUGGUGGAGAUCACUCCUGCUCGCAAGGAUUCUUACAACCGAUCGGUGUUGGUACAGAAGAAAGCACGUCUUAUUAGAGAGCUACGACUGAUGGCUUACUUUAGGCAAUGCUUUCCGAGUAGUAUGAGUAUCACCACAAUCAAAGAACUUGCUCUUGCAUUAGCCUCUCUUACUCCUUACCAAGUCCCUAUAUCAAGUAUCAAAAUCAGGCAUCUUCAUUGUGAGGUACCAAACUCCGAAGUCUUCUACAGUUUGAAUGCAACAAUAGUCGGAUUGGCUGUUAGCUGUGAAGAUUCUCAAUCUUUGCCUGUCUGUGUUGGCCUUGGUAUCGUGAGAGGCAUUGAUACCUUGAAGAAUGUGAUCUAUUUGAUCACUCCUGUUCCACAGAGUAUCCUAGCAGGUGUAGAUCUUCUCUUACAAGGAUAUAUUCAGAUCCCUACUGGUUUGCUGCAGGUACAAGGUUGCAUGUCACCUUACAUGUCUGCAAAUGUCGUAACUGUUCAAGGAUUGUCACAGUAGAGUAGAUUUAAAGCUGAUUAAUUAGUACUAGUGUUAAGCACAUUAUGUGGCCGCGGGAAGAGGAAGCAUCUAUCCAAAAUUAGUUACAAGUAUAACUUAGUUACUGAAUACUAACAGAAUAUUGCGUGACAGCAGGAAGAGGAAGGAUCCAUACAUCAAUACGUGAAUUUAGCUGUAAUUUAUAUGGGCACAUAUUGUUUUUACAGUGGUGGUUUGAUGGACAAUAUCAUGGUAGUAUUUGAAUUAUAAUUGAUUCUGUCUGAUCCUCAA